AUGACUAUUCCCUCUAAAACUGACGCCAAGACUGAUCAAUUUGUUGGUACUGUCAAGGAAAACGUAGGCUCUGUCGUUGGUAAUGAACGUCUUCGUGGUGAAGGCAAGGCUCAGCAUGGUCAAGGCCAAGUCGAGGAGCAAGCUGCUACUACAUUGGGCUAUGUCCAAGGUCUUACAAGCCAAGUUACCGGCGCUGUUCAAGGUGCUGUCAAUUCUCUUGUUGGGAACAAUUCUGGUGAAGCCUCUGCCAAGGUUGAGCAAAAGAAGGGUGAAGCUCAAAAGGAACUUAAUGCUUAA
Molecule: messenger RNA, 297 nt
Organism: Mucor velutinosus
Lineage: Eukaryota; Fungi; Mucoromycota; Mucoromycetes; Mucorales; Mucoraceae
Exons: 1
Coding region: 1-297 (98 amino acids)
Source: RefSeq, a predicted model, not a curated record